AUGGAGGUCGAGAUCAUUUCCAAAGAGCUUGUCAAGCCAUCUUCCCCCAUGCCGGCUCAUCUCCGGACUUACGGGCUCUCCCUCCUGGACUCGCUCGUCCCCGCCGCCCACAUCCCCAUGAUCCUCUUCUACGACCGCCCAACUGCUUUCUCCACAGACGAAGCCCUGCGAUGCCUCAAGCGAUCCCCCUCCCAGGCCAAGGUCGACUGCUCUCUCUACGAUGUCCUCGUGCGGUCCGAUGCGAAAGUCAUCCGCAAGCUCCUCCCGGACGAGCCUUCUCAGUUGGAAUCAUCGAGCAGCGACGGAAAUGGCAUUCACGUCAUCAUGGUCCAGGUGAACGUGUUCGAGUGCGGGGGGAUUGCCCUCGGCACCUACCUCUCCCACAAGAUCAUCGACAGCCCGACUUCUGAAAUUCGGCACCUGCACGACCAAGCUCUUCAUCUUCGAUGCCACUGCCAUUGCAGCAAUCAAGUCCGCAGCGGCGCACCGUCACUGGUGGCACACCUGACGCGGAUCGAGGCAGUCUCAGCCUUCAUAUGGGGGUGCUGCAUCGCCACCACUGAGGCCUGCCAGAACGGCGCACGCCAGCCUUCCAUGCUCUCCCACAUGAUAAACCUCUGGAGCAAGAACAAGAGCUCGGCGGCAGCACUGCUGGAGCACGUGAUCGGGAACCUGAUCUGGUUCAUGACGGCGAGAUCCGAGCCAGAGUCAGAAAGGAAUCUCCAAUCCCUCACGAGCGCGCUCCGAGAGUCGCUCCUAAUGCUGAAUGUCGAGUUCUUCGAGGGAUUGGCCGGCGAGGAGGGGGUGUCUCAGGUGUGCGAGUUCCUGGAGGAGAUGAGCGAGGCGUACGGGGAUGAGGGGGCGGACCACUUCGGCUUCAGUAGCCUGUUCAACAUGGGGGUUUAUAAGGCCGAUUUCGGGUGGGGCAAGCCAGUGCGGUUCAGCCCAAGCGGGAUCAACCUGCCGGUUUAUCAGAACGUGGUGUUCCUGAUCGAGACGAGGAGAGGGGACGGGAUUGAGGCGUGGGUCACGCUGGGCGAUGAGGACAUGGCCGUGCUCCAGCACGACGGCGAGCUUCUCUCGUGUGCUUCCGUCGAGCCAGAGCCCUCUCCCAGCUCAGUAGAUGAUCGGAGAUCGUCUCUCUCCUGUCCUGCUCGUUUGGAAUACGAAUAAGAGCCAUUUUAUUCGAAAUGUCGUUCGUUUGGCGCUCUUGAACUUGCUGCUG
Rhodamnia argentea is the source of this 1225-nucleotide messenger RNA. RefSeq names its product stemmadenine O-acetyltransferase-like. The transcript is spliced from 3 exons. The coding region runs from base 1 to 1173 and encodes 390 amino acids. NCBI's taxonomy places the organism in Eukaryota, Viridiplantae, Streptophyta, Magnoliopsida, Myrtales, Myrtaceae. The record is from RefSeq and is a predicted model, not a curated record.